AUGGCCUCCUUCUUUAGAGAUGUGCUCAUUGGCGUUCCCUUGGGGAGUUCCAACAGCUCAGAAUGGAUUAAAUUUGUUGACAAUCCUGAGGUCAUCAAGGUGAAGGAAGACGCACGGAUGGUUCCACAACUUGUUGAUGAGGAGCUGAAGUCGAGAUGGAUCGCUUAUGUACGGGAGAAUUUCAAGGUGAUAAGGAUGAGCUCGGCACAGGCUGCGAGGCUCGGACAGUUGAAGAAUGAUGAGAUUCAGGAGGCUUCCAGAGCCACAGGGGAUUCCCCAGCCAUAGCCGCUAAGCUCCGCCGGGAAGCAGCUCUUCUCCCACUCGCGAGUAUAGAAGCUCAGAGCUCCUCCGUCUUGCUCAAGUCCGGUACGGAAGUCUCAAUCCGCCUACAAGCCGGGGUGAUCGUUUUUAAAUCUUUUUCUUUCUUUGUCAACGUGGCUACCGAUGCAUCUUCUGGGUAUUUGGAGCUCUGCCGAGCUCCCUAUAAUACAGAGCCUCUUCUUGAGAGUAUUUCGGAACCCUCUGAUGGGGCGGUUCGCCGAUAUGAAGCGUCCGAUGCUGACAGGGCUCGAGUGCGCGAGGCACGACCGCAUCAGCUCCCUCGCCUUGACACCCCAACCAUCAUUGGCGUGGGGGAUGUGCCUGAUCUGAAUCGUGACGAGUUAGUCCUCAGCCGGUUGGAUGAGACUGUCGAUUACCAGGAGAAUUCAACCAAUCGUGGUUGGAGGCUCAUCUAUCGUGGUAAUGUCGAUCCUCAGGAGCCUCUUCUCUGGCACGGUGCUGAAUUCACGCUAAAAGGGUCACGAAGACGAGUUGAAGGGCAGAAGAAGAUCUUCGUCCGCCUGGCAAGUCUACAAGGGAACCUCAGCAUUGGCUUGACUGAGUGUGAUGAUCCAUCCUGCGUGUGUCGACGGAAGUAUCCUGGAGCUAAACAAGGCAAAAAAAGUUGUCGAAAAUCCGUUGGAUUCAACAGUGACGGUGUGAAGUGGAAUCGCGGGAAGCCAGUCCAGAUGAAGGCGUAUCAGAUCUGCCAAGGAGAUCUGCUAGCCUUGAUACUCGUCUCUGCCGGCUCUGACAAGUUCGCCAGAGUUGAAAUCGGAGUCAGUCAAAAUCAAUCCUCGAUGACGAUUCUGCCGGUGAAGCUAGAGUCUGACAGUCCGGGUGGAGGCCGGCUUGUGAUCAGAGCUAGUGGGAGCGCGACUAUCGAUCUGUUGCUUGGAGAUGGCCCGAGUCGCACACUGGGACAGGGUGUUCCGUUGUGGCAGGCGCUCCCGGCAGUGAAGGAAGAGCCCGAGUCCGAAGCCGACUGUGACAUGCCUGAUGCAUGA
Messenger RNA from Perkinsus marinus ATCC 50983, 1329 nucleotides. RefSeq lists its product as hypothetical. Bases 1 to 1329 code for a protein of 442 amino acids. The record is from RefSeq and is a predicted model, not a curated record. NCBI's taxonomy places the organism in Eukaryota, Perkinsozoa, Perkinsida, Perkinsidae. The transcript is spliced from 3 exons.